GGAAGAAAUCUGAAGCGAGAGGACCAGGUUCAGCGGGGGAAACGGGGGGUAUAUGAAUGUUUGUCGCAGGACUCAUAAUGGGCGAUCGAAGACGCCUGAACGUGUGGAAUUGCAGCUGGAAAUGUUUACUCCACCGUUCCACGGAAGAUGUCGGGGCAGCAGACCGAAUCUGGACGACGAUGGUUAUCGUGAAGAGUGGAAAAGGAAGACAAAUGCCUCGAAUUGAAGCCCGAAAAGUCCCGAACCCCAGAUGUGGGCACGAGGUGGUCCCGGAAGGGAUGGCGGAUGCACCAACUAGAAGUGAGCAAAUAACACAAGCUUCGGAAACAGGAUCAGAGAUUUGAGGCGGUAUCACGGAUAGCGCGUCAGGGGAUGAUGAAUUAAUGUCUCAUUAACGGCACUAGUGGGAGUUGGUACGCAGGUUUGGAGUGCUUUGGAGUACAGGGAUGGGACGCUGAAGCUGCUAGUGAGGGCCAGAGUGGGAAUUCGUGGCCCCGGCGCUACGGGAACGAGGUAUUUAUCAUUAUGUGAUGGUCUUGCAGCCUGCCGCGCGCAGCCACCACCGGAUCAUCGAGUGAAUGAAUGCUGAAAAGAGGUCAUUCAAUUACAAUUUACAGAGUUCCAAGGACAAAAGAACCGUCUACUCCUGUUAGCUGGCGGAACAAAUAACAAUGGACGUAGAGAGACGGGCAGAUGGAACGGGUUGGAGUGGUGACGUUGAAUGAGCUCAAUGUAAGAGAUGGAGUCUAGAGGCGAUAAAACAAACCAUAGCUGCGUACUAGGGAAAUUGCG
Aspergillus welwitschiae is the source of this 792-nucleotide messenger RNA. RefSeq lists its product as uncharacterized. The record is from RefSeq and is a predicted model, not a curated record. Bases 57 to 344 code for a protein of 95 amino acids. The transcript has a single exon. Lineage: Eukaryota; Fungi; Ascomycota; Eurotiomycetes; Eurotiales; Aspergillaceae.